Molecule: messenger RNA, 924 nt
Organism: Dipodomys ordii (Ord's kangaroo rat)
Lineage: Eukaryota; Metazoa; Chordata; Mammalia; Rodentia; Heteromyidae
Product: olfactory receptor 8K3-like
Exons: 1
Coding region: 1-924 (307 amino acids)
Biological process (GO): sensory perception of smell; G protein-coupled receptor signaling pathway
Cellular component (GO): membrane
Molecular function (GO): G protein-coupled receptor activity; olfactory receptor activity; odorant binding
Source: RefSeq, a predicted model, not a curated record
AUGGAGAAGCGCAACCUGACGGUGGUGACUGAAUUCAUCCUGAUGGGCAUCACGGAUCAUCCUGAGCUGCAGGUGCCACUGUUUGUGCUGUUCCUACUCAUCUACGUGGUCUCCGUGGUGGGCAACCUGGGCAUGAUCGUCCUCACCACGGUGGAUUCCAGGCUGCAGACCCCGAUGUACUUUUUUCUCAGACAUCUGUCUCUCACUGACCUUGGUUAUUCGACAGCAGUGGGACCCAAGAUGUUGGUCAAUUUUGUGGUGGAUCAAAACACGAUUCCGCGUAACCUCUGUGCUACACAGUUGGCUUUCUUUCUUGCUUUCAUCAUUUGUGAAUCAUUUAUCCUGUCGGCCAUGUCCUACGACCGCUACGUGGCCAUCUGCAAACCCCUGCUCUACACCGUGGUCAUGUCACAGAGGGUGUGUCGACUGUUGGUGGCCAUCCCUUACCUCUACAGUACAUUUCUGUCCCUUCUCAUCACCGUCAAAAUUUUUAAUUUAAACUUCUGUGGCUACAAGGUCGUCAGUCAUUUCUGUGACAGUCUGCCCUUGAUAGCUUUGCUCUGCUCCAACACUCAUGAAAUUGAGAUCAUAAUUUUGAUCUCAGCAGGGUUUAAUUUGGUUUCCUCUCUUGUGGUGGUUCUUUUCUCUUACCUGCUCAUCCUGCUAGCCAUUUUCAAGAUGAACUCUGUGGAAGGCAGGCACAAAGCUCUGUCCACCUGUGGGUCCCACCUGACCGUGGUCAUUGUCUUCUAUGGGACAUUGAUAUUCAUGUAUGUGCAGCCCAAAUCCAGUCACUCCUUUGACACUGAUAAAGUGGCUUCCAUCUUUUACACCCUGGUGAUCCCCAUGUUGAAUCCCUUGAUCUAUAGCCUGAGGAACAAAGAUGUCAAAUCUGCUCUUGACAGGUUGUGGAAAAUCCUGUGA